Didymodactylos carnosus is the source of this 636-nucleotide messenger RNA. The record is from the annotation of a GenBank genome assembly. Lineage: Eukaryota; Metazoa; Rotifera; Eurotatoria; Philodinida; Philodinidae.
AUGGUAGUCAAAAACGAUAAUCCACGGUUAAAAAUACCUUUAGUUGAUUAUGAUCAAGAUAUCGAAUUAUCAUUAAACGAAUUUAAAGGUCGAUUUAAAAAAUUAUUAAAUGAUUAUGGAAAAUACUCCGAUAAAGAAAUCGAUGAUUUAAAGUCUCAAAUUGAAGAAAUUAAAUUACGACUUGAGCAACUUACAGGCAUCAAUGCAAACCUUACAGUCAGCAAUGCAGAAUUGACACAGAAAUUUGAAACAUUAUCAUCAAAUUAUGCAGAAUUGAAACAAAAUAAUGAAUUUAUGAAAUCCGAAUUCACGGAAAUAAAACAGGUAUUUUUAAUGAACUUUAUUUUAAUCUCAUCUGUCACAUAACCGAUGAUUUUUAUUUUAGAUGAUAGAACAGAAUGAUUUGGGACACUUCUUUCCAAAACAACUAUUGCAAACUAAAUCAGAUGUGUAAUUUACAUUCGUGUAUUUUUGUUCGUGCGUAUUAUCUAUUUUCUCUCUCUCUGGAUAUAUAUAUGUGAAUCGUCCGUGACACGACAUUACCGCGAACGACAUUACCGCGAGACAUUACCGCGAACGACUUUACCGCGAACGACAUUACCGCGAACGACAUUACCGCGAACGACAUUACCGCGA